Prunus avium (sweet cherry) is the source of this 1932-nucleotide messenger RNA. RefSeq names its product C2H2-type zinc finger family protein. The record is from RefSeq and is a predicted model, not a curated record. Lineage: Eukaryota; Viridiplantae; Streptophyta; Magnoliopsida; Rosales; Rosaceae.
UCUUAAUUAUCACCAUACAACCCCACGAUUCCGUACACUACAAGAACAAACACCUUCCUUUACUCUUCCAUUCUUGACCCACUUCCAUCAUCAUCCCUUUUCUCUAGCAUUUUGUUUUGUUUUUUAUUUUUUUAUUUAAUUUGCUUUCCCUUGUUUUUGGGGUUUUUCUUUUUGUUGUCUUUUUAAUUUAAUGGCUUUGAUUGUGGACCAGCAAUCAGGCUUCAAACACUUUUGUAAAAUUUGCAAGAAAGGAUUUGGAUGUGGUAGAGCGCUAGGAGGGCACAUGAGGGCACAUGGAAUAGGGGAUGAAGGUCACAUCGACGACGACGAUCCACCCAGUGAUUGGGAGGACAAACUCGGCGGCAAUGUUCCAUCUACCAACAAGUGCAUGUAUGCCCUAAGAACAAACCCUAAUCGCCUAAAGAGCUGCCGGGUUUGUGAGAAUUGCGGCAAAGAGUUCUUGUCUUGGAAAUCUUUCCUUGAACAUGGAAAAUGUAGUAGCUCCAUAGAUGCCGAACCCCUCUUGUCCUCCCCGGGCUCCGAUGGGGAGGACGGGGCCAGCGGACGGAGAGGAUGUGGGUGGUCGAAAAGGAAGAGAUCGAUGAGAGCCAAAGUGGGCAAUUUCAAUUCAAACUGCCCAUCAAAUGAGGAAGAAGACCUUGCGAAUUGCUUAAUGAUGUUGUCCAAUGCCACGGUUGAUCCUCCUGAGCCGGAGGAGUCUUGUGCUUCAGCUAGCAAAGAAGAGGAAAGAAGAGACCCUAUGAACAUCACGGCUCCUAUGUCACGUGGGGUGGCCAUAGACAACAAUAAGGCCAAAGGGGUCGCCAACAAAGGCUUGUUUGAGUGCAAAGCAUGCAAGAAAGUGUUCAAUUCCCACCAAGCGUUGGGAGGUCAUAGGGCUAGCCACAAGAAGGUUAAAGGGUGCUUUGCCGCCCGGCUCGAUCACCUCGAAGAUAGUAUGGCCGACGAUGAUGUCAUCACACAUGAAGAAUUCUUCCCCAAUAAACCUAAUUCAACCCUACAAUUCGACCACGGCUCUAACACCCCGUCAGCCUAUACCUCGAAGAGAAAAGCGAAGGUGCACGAAUGUUCGAUAUGCCACCGGGUUUUCUCUUCCGGGCAGGCAUUGGGCGGACACAAGAGGUGCCAUUGGAUCACAUCCAACGCCACGACAGACACGUCUACAUUAGCCAAGUUCCAUGAGUUUCAAGAAAGUUUGGAGCAACAAAUGAUGAACCAAAGGCCUAAGUUUGAUGCUUCUUCGGAUCCACUUGAUCUAAAGCUUGAUCUUAACCUACCAGCUCCGGUAGAUGAGAAUGGUGGAGGAAGAAGAGAACGUCCCAAUCAAUCAAGCUUGGAAGUCUCGACAGAUUUCUUUUUACAACCAUGGAUUGGGACAAAAGAGGAGGACAAUCCCCAUCUUCACUCCUCCCACCAAAACGACAAUGACAACAUUAACGACAACAAUAACAACAACAACAACACAAAUAAUAAUAACAAUAGUAAUGAUUUUUCAAUGCAGAAUGUGGUUGAUGAAGCAGACAGUACGGUGAAGUUAGCAAAGCUAAGUGAACUAAAGGAUAUCAAUACCAGUGGGGGCUCCUCACCAUGGUUGCAGGUGGGGCUUGGUUCAACAACUGAUGUUGGAGCUGAACCAUAAUUUCAUGUCAAGGAAAUCUUAAGGACAUUGGCAAGAACAGAGAGUGUAGAAGACUCAAAACCAUUUUGAAAUUCGAAGGGGGCAAAGAGGAACAAUGUCCAAAAGUUCAAGGUGGACAAAAGCUGUGCUAACAUGUUUCGCGCACUGCCCUUAAGUUGGCUAAGCGCUGACCUACGAAGACGAGGGCGGUUCUAUUGGUCACGAGGGGCCCACCAUUUUUUGUGGUCACAAUCGGACCUACUCAAUUUAAUCUCUUUAUAAUUUUCCCGACG